Messenger RNA from Gryllus bimaculatus (two-spotted cricket), 5952 nucleotides. The record is from the annotation of a GenBank genome assembly. NCBI's taxonomy places the organism in Eukaryota, Metazoa, Arthropoda, Insecta, Orthoptera, Gryllidae.
AUGCCACUCAUGGCGUCGGCGUCGGCGUCGCCAGUUCACACGCGCGGCCGCGCUCUGGGCAAGAAGCGCCGGGAGCUGGUACGGCGCCGCACAGGUCGCCUGCCCAUGCCCCCUGCUCCGUCGCACGUGACUCGGAAUUACGACGAGUGUGUACUGUUCCACAAACAACAAUCGUAUGCUGUUACAGGUGCAGUCACCAUGACGUGUAACCGCCGUCACUGCAAGCGGUCGUCGGUGACGUCAACUACCCUUGCCGUCACAGCAGCUCUCUUUGUGCUGAUUUCUGUUCCGGGAUCAGCCAGCCAAAGAGCAUCAGUGUACGCGCCCGUGGUAGUGUCCGCCCAUGACCCCGCCGCCGCCAACCCCAUGCUGGGCGCGGCGUUCAGCCCCAGCGCGCACGGGGUCAGCUCCUCGGAGGCUCCCGCCGCGCAGGGGCAGCUCCCUGGCGCAGGCAGCGCCGCCGCCACGCAAUCGCCGCAUGUGCCGAGUGGCCACACCGACAACGACGUCCACCUACAGCCAUCAUCGUCCUCUCUUCCCGCGGGAACGGGCAACCCCACUCUGCACGCGGAGGCCCGCGAAGAGGCCGACAACCGCAUCGCCGACUCCAGCCACCUCCCAUCGGAGACCACGACCUCCGCCACCCCCGCGGCCUGGCCCAUGGGCGCCACCGACGCCGCCGACGCCGCCGACGCAGCCACCGCCCUCCCGCACGACAACCACACCGCAGCUAGAGUCCCGCUUUGGUUGGACACAAUUGCUCCACAUGUCGCAGUUGACGUUCCACACCCGACUCCCACCUCUGGCAACGCGAACGGAACGCAAAAGUCUUUCUCUGACUCUACCGUCUCUGCUGCUACUGCCGUUCCUUCCUCGUCAGCGGCCCCGUCAGUUUCCCAAAACGUGUCAUCAGAGGCCAACCAGACCUCUCGUACGUUCUCAGACUCGGGUCGCCGCUCCAUUCAGUACGUGAGCGCAGGCGGACUGCAGAAUAUCCCCCAAGUUUCUUCGCCAAGCAAAGGUUCAUCAUUUGGGAAUCCUUCGUUCCGCAAAGUGAUUCCACAUGCUGCAGUAGUCAACGCAACCUCCACUACCACUACGUCUACGACAACCGCACGAGACAGCUCUGUUGAUGCAUUUGACCCGGCGCAAAACAAAACCACUGAGACCAAAGAUGAAGCUUACUCUGACGAAGUCUUCACAGAAGAUCCGGAAGGUAGUACUGUCGAUGUUUCAACGGUGACUGACGCCAUUCGCGAUGAGACUGAGACCACAACAUUCUUCAAACUGGAGAACGACGGGGUGGCGCCUGGUUCGAACGCCAGCUUCCUCGACGACGACGACGCCCUGGAGACGCACCCGUGCGCGCGCGAGUGCGUGAUGGGCGCGCCGCCCAUGCGGUGCUACUACCGCUUCGAGGUUACGGGCUACUACACCAUGAGCAAGGCCUGCUACAACUGCCCGGCCAGCCGCCAGGACUGCGACCUGCCUGAGUGCGUGGCGGCCGACGGCGUUCCGCGCGGCCUCGUCGUUGUGUGCCUGGGCGACCGCAUCGUCGUGGACCUGCACAACGGACUAGUGGCGGAGACGACGAGCGUGCACUGGCACGGCCACCACCAGCGAGGCACCCCGUACAUGGACGGCGUGCCGCACGUGACGCAGUGCCCCGUGCCGCCCAUGACCACCUUCCGCUACGCCUUCAAGGCCGACACGCCCGGCACGCACUUCUGGCACUCUCACACCGGGCACCAGCGCGCGGACGGGGCGUUCGGGUCGCUGGUGGUGAGGGUGCCACGCGAGGCGGACGCGCACGCGGCGCUGUGGGACCGCGACGAACGCGCGCACACGCUGCUGCUCCUGGACUGGGGCGCGAGCGGCGGCGCCGAGCGCUUUCUGGCGCACCACCACGCGGGCGGCCCCAACAAGCCCACGGCCAUCCUCGUCAACGGGCGCGGCCGCGUCCCGCCCUCGCCGCUGCCCGACGCCAGCGCCAGCGCCAGCGCCAGCGCCAGCCCCAGCGCCAGCGCCAACAACGCCACCGCGCGCGUCCCCGCGCCGGAGUUCGUCGUCCAGCAGGGUUUACGCUACCGCUUCCGCUUGAUCAACGCGGGCUUCCUCAACUGCCCCAUUGAGCUGUCGGUUGACGACCACGAUAUCAUUCGAUCGGCGUCGUUGGUGACGUAUGCGGGCGAGCGUUUCGACUUCAUCCUGGAGGCCAACCGCUCCGUGAGCACCUAUUGGAUACGCAUGCGCGGCCUCCUUGACUGCGGCGAGAACUUCACUGCCGUGCACCAGGUCGCCAUCUUGCGCUACGAGGGCGCCACGGAGGUAGAGCCGCCUGGCGAGCUGAGCUACGCCGCUGCCCAUCGCCCUGGACAUCAAGUGAACUCUCUGAACGUGGGCACGGGCACCGCCGGCUCCUCUGUCAUCCCGGAGUUGGAUGCAAUCGCCCCUGACGACGAGAGCCUUAAGGAGGAGCCAGACUACCGCUUCUACUUGGCCUACGACUUCUACGCAGUCGACAACCCCCACUUUCACAAGGCGCCGUACUACGGAUUCUACAACGUAUCAUCCAAGAUGCAAACGUACACGCCGCAGUUCAACCACAUCUCGAUGAAGAUGCCGUCGGUGCCGAUGCUGCCUCAGCACGAGCAGCUGGACCAGAAGCAGUUCUGCAAUACCUCCUCCGUGGAGGACCAGGGGUGCAGGGAGCGCUACUGCGAGUGCUCGCACGUUAUCCAGGUGCCGCUGCACUCGGUGCUGGAGAUUGUACUCAUCGACGAAGGAGUGACGUACAACGCCAACCACCCGUUCCACCUGCACGGGUACGCGUUCCGCGUGGUGGGCAUGGAGCGCCUGGGCGAGUCCACGUCGCUGGAGGAGGUGAAGCGCCUGGACGAGCAGGGCUUGCUCAAGCGCAAGCUGCACGCCGCGCCGCUCAAGGACACCUGCACGGUCCCCGACGGCGGCUACACCAUCCUCCGCGUGCAAGCUAGCAACCCCGGUUACUGGCUUUUCCACUGCCACAUCGAGUUCCACGUGGAAAUCGGCAUGGCGCUCGUGUUCAAGAUCGGAGAACACUCGGAGUUCCCGCCCGCACCCAGGGGCUUCCCACGCUGCGGCGACUGGACGCCCGACGACGACGAUGACCUCGACGCCGACAUCCGCGCCGGAGCGGCCCCCACAGACACCCACAAGAGCGGCCACGAAGACGCUCACGAGGACACCAGCGCCAACGAGGUGGCAAGCGUCGGGGCAUCGCAGGAGACCGUUCUCAGCGGGGCGCCGCACAAGAGUCGCUUGCACGAAACCCAACCAGACACCGGACGACGCAGCUCAGCUGCUGCCGCCAUGUUGUCGACAAGUUGGCUGCUUCUGGCGAUUUUAACGUCUACUUUUACUCGUCUAUGUAGUCGAUAAAAAGAAGUGUCCCCCCUCCGACGAUGCCAUCCGUUGACAAUUGCCUCGCUACUAUUGACGAUGAUCUCUGGGCACGUUGACCAGUUCGAAAAAUAUUGCCCCGGCAGUGAAAUAUGACAGUGACUCACCACUGACGAUAGUGGCCCGAGAAACCAAGAUUGAUCGCAAGCCUGAGAAAACAUGACAAGAACCAAUAAUGCACAUUGCGAUAUGCUGUAUUCGGAGCUACCCCAAAAGGGUAGUUGUAUGCCUUGCAACAUUCCUCGCGAACACGCAAAACAACAAUUUACCCAAAGAACGACGUAUAUCGUUUCAAAGUCAUUGCUCAGUGAGCAUUGACGAGCAUAAUUGGUUUCGCUGCAAGCGAAUAGGCAAUUACCGUAUUUUCUAAUAGCGUUGUCUGUACGGUGGAACGUUGCGUGGUGAACGGUCAACUGUGGAACGGUCAGAACGGUGGCGCCGAACGGGAAAUAAGUUCAAACCCAGCGGCAGAGCAGAGGAAAGACGGGUUGCGAGACGCUGUAGAAAUUUUGCGAACUCACAAAACAGCAAGUGUAGCAUUUACCUCCUUUAUUGCUGACGCAAAUGAAUUUGCUGCCGCAAACAGGUGUCAGGACACAUAACCAAAAUUUUGCCCGUGCUUAUGUCAACAUGACCGUAUUAUGGCACGAUGUGCGUGUAUUAUGUGCGUCGUCCGGCAGGUUCCCAUAACGACGACUGCGAAACCUCAGGAGUAAAAUCCAAGGGGGUCAUGUCGGGCGCUAGCGGCGACGGGGUCGCUUCCGACACACUCCGAAACGUUCAGGCGAACGAUAAGGGCUCAAAAAAGCAAUAUUUCGUUAUCGCAGCAACAUCACCAAUAUUCCGGCACGGCUCAGUGCGUCUCCCGUUUCUCCAACUACAACCUGAUGUAAAGUUUCCAUGUAUUCCAGAGGGUACAUCAAUCGUAUUUUCAGCAUUGUUCUAAAGCUGUCGCCGCAAAUUAAAUUCAACGGCUCCUCAACUUACGAUGCGGCCGAAGCUAUCUUUCGUGUGUGAGUAUAAUGAUACCCCCGCGAUAAUUUUCGAUAAAGGCUUUCUCAGACCGGCGCGGAAGAUUCGCUGCCCACGUGAAAUGUCGCGUCACGUGUUGCCUUUUGAGUACGUUCAGACCUCCGCGUCAGGAGAGCGUCGCGGCAGCGGAAUUGCCUCAAGAUUUGGAAAAGCAGUCGGACGGGUUUCAACCGCUGCCGCUCGAGGAUCGUGGAAGUCAGCCUGCCCUCGGAUGUCUUCGCUCCCCUCUGGAUCGACCUCCCCUUGCUUUUGAUUAUCGUAUGAGGAAAACUGUCACCAAACGCUGAGUGAUAACUGACGCUCCAGUGUGAUCGGUGCCGCGGAUUCCGCCGCCGCGUCUAGCGCGGAACAUUCCGCGCCGCACCCGCUGAGGAUUUCCUGCGCCGGUCUGUCAGAGCCUUAAUUUAGUAUACGAAGUAGUUUAAUGGAAAAUGACUGAAUAUUUGCUAAGGUCGUGAAUGAGUUCCAGGUCAGUAUUAUAUGAAGUACAAAUGUGGAAGUUGAGUGUAUAUACGUAGUUAUGAGGUAUGUAAGGACGAAAGAUUGUUGAAAGUUCAUUAAGAUGACACCUUUUGAAGAGUGUCAAAGUCAAAGGUAUUAGAUACCUCAUAUCGCCUGUUUUGGUGCUUUUUCUCAUACAAUUGUUCUCAGUCUGCGAAUAAUUUAGCAGAUCUGUGCUUGGGAAGUAGGAAACAACAAGAAAGCAAAUUUUUUUUGAGCUAUAUUCGCGCAGAAAAUACAUAAUUAAACAAGAAAUAGUGACCACAAUGGAUCUUCAGUUACUCCAGAACUUACCGAUACGUUACACAAGUUCAUUGUGAUAUGGAAAGGGAAUCCAAUGAUACUUUUAAAUAUAACAAAGUUUAUAAUCUAAGGUUCUUUUUUUAAUUUAGUAUUUCACAGAUUAUAAAUUGUUUAAUUGAAAUAAAAUGCAAUGCUAUGUAAUGAACCGUCAACAUUUAAGCAAUUUUCUUGAAUGAUUUCUUUGAAAAGGCUAAAUAUAUUAGAGUAAAAAAUAAAGAAUUCAACAGCAUUUUUGCAGAUCAGGUAAUGAAUGUUACAUUAAAAUUUGAAAAGGAAAAUUAUUUUUAAUACUUACUUGGAAAACUAAACCAAAGAACAUUUCAAACCUUUACAAAAUAAUACAAAUUGCAUUAGUGGUAGUACCUAUUUGUAUUAUUUUGUUCAGUUUCGUUUUUUGUUUUGUUAAUGAAUUUCAAAUCAAUGCCCUGGGUCUCAAAAUAUAAAUUAUUAAUAUAUAUUUGAUUGUGUAAAUAUUGUGGAGAAGAGGACAUUUCUGAACAUAUUUUAGAUAAUGCUUCAUUAUAUUUCAUAACUGGGCUGAUAAUUGCAGAGGCAAUGUUUUUAAUGUUCCUGAGAGUAAAUGUGAAAAAAAUAUUUUUAUCAGUCAGACUGAGCCUGUGGAUUCGAUUGUACAUGUUUUAUGAAAAUAAAAAUCCUAUUUUCCUUAAUAUUACA